Messenger RNA from Ahaetulla prasina, 2438 nucleotides. RefSeq names its product two pore calcium channel protein 1-like. Lineage: Eukaryota; Metazoa; Chordata; Lepidosauria; Squamata; Colubridae. The transcript is spliced from 19 exons. Gene Ontology annotation, biological process: transmembrane transport; monoatomic ion transport. Gene Ontology annotation, molecular function: monoatomic ion channel activity. The record is from RefSeq and is a predicted model, not a curated record. Gene Ontology annotation, cellular component: membrane. Bases 54 to 2438 code for a protein of 794 amino acids.
UCCCGAGUCACGUGCACCCGGGGUUUAAAGCGCCUCGGCCAGGCUACUCCGCGAUGGAGCCUUUGGGUCGAAGUCGAUCGGGGAUCCCUCCAACUCAGGCGACGCCGCUGCCGUCCACUGCCUUGCCGUCGGGGAGGCCGGGCGCGGCCCCGCCUAAAGCAGCCAUGGGCGACUCGGCGAAGGAGGAGGAGGAGAGCCUUCUCUUGGCAGCAGCAUAUGUCUACGAUGCCCAAUAUAAUAGGAACAUCCCAUUUGAGACUUCACCAAAGGCGAUCAGGCUUUAUUAUCUCUAUAACCAUUGGGCCAUGCAAGCAGGUACUUAUUUCUUCAUUUUUGUAGUCCUGAUACUUGCACUAUUUGAAGAGCCAGCUGUAUACCUACUUCCUUUCUUGAUUACAUCCGUGAUUGAAGUCUUAUGCCUUUUUGUUUUCUUUGGAAGACUCAUCCAUUUUGCACAUGUUACACCUCGUAAUACAUUCUGGAAAGAUACAAAGAACAUCUGCAUCAUGAUAACAGUCUUGAUGACAUUGAUUGACCUAAUUAUCUAUGGCACUCUUAGAACCUUGAACAUUCAUGGUGUUCGGUGGUCCAGGCCAUUGAGACCCAUCUUUUUAAUAAACUUUGCAGAGUCUCGUCAGAUCCGGCGAGCCUUUCGAAGCAUCCGGAACACACUGCCUGAGAUCACUUAUGUCUUUCUACUGUUCAUGUUCAGCGUCCUGAUGUUUUCUCUCAUGGCUCUGAAGCUGUUUGGAGACAGGAAUUUGAAGACCUUGGAAGGCUUGCCCUAUUUUACAAAUUAUCUUGAAGUUGUAUUUGAUAUGUACGUGCUGGUGACCACCGCAAAUAGCCCAGACAUCAUGAUGCCGGCUUAUGACUUCAGCUGGUGGUACAGUUUAUUUUUCAUAAUAUAUGUAAUAAUCAACACCUACAUUUUCAUGUCAGUCUUUUUAGCAGUUGUGUACAACAACUACAGGAAACACUUAAAGAAUGAGAUCCGCAAGCUUGCUUACAUGAAACGUCACAAAAUGAUAGAAGCCUUCAACCUCCUAAAGGUCAAAGAAAGAGAUGAAUUUGUUAUCCAACAAGAACAGUGGAAAAGUCUGGUAAAAAUGGUGGCACCUCAUAUCAGUGCAUCCCACCGUGAACUCCUUUUAAGGAUCUCCGAUGAAGAUCAGAAAGGCUAUGUGGACAAAAAAUCCUUUGUACGUCUGGCUGAUCUUUUGAAUAUAGAGGUGAUCACACUGAAGGCCCGCAUCCACCCCUUAGACAUCUGGUUUCCACAGGUGUAUAACUCGACUCCCAGCCUGGUUUUACGCAGUAUGAUCCAGCACAGAGCAUUCAUUUGGAUAUAUGAUAUUAUCAUACUAAUUAACGCGGUCUUCAUUGCACUGGAUGAGAAGAAUCCUUAUAUUUCCUAUGCAGAGUGGGUGUUUCUAUGCUUGUAUAUCAUUGAAAUACUUCUGAAAUUAUAUGUCUUUGAACCCAGGACUUUCUUUGCAAGAAACCAAUUCUGGAACUGGUUUGAUACUUCUAUCAUUAUUGCUGCUUUGAUUGCAACAGUAUUGAAUACUGCACUUAAAUCAGUGACUGCAUACAAUAGCCAGCAAAUACUGGACAUUGUGUUUAUCUUGCGAGUUCUUAGGCUUAUAAGAAUUAUCGACAGCAUCCAAAGGUUCCGUGUUAUUAUGAAUACACUAAUAAACAUUGUGCCUACGAUGCUAACCUUUGGAGCAUUAAUUCUGGUGGUUUAUUAUGUAUUUUCCAUUAUUGGGAUGGAAAUCUUCCAUGGGAAAAUCCAAUUCUUUGCCGGAAAUACCACCUCACCGCAAGCUUUGUACUGCGGAAAUCCUGUUUUGAGUGGAACUACAUUUGCACGAGCCAAAUAUUGCAGGAACAACUUCAACGACAUUGUGUCUUCUUUCGUUGUCCUUAUGGAAUUAACUAUUGUCAACCAGUGGCAUGUUCUUGCCAAUGGAUUUGCCCUUGUGACUCAUGAGAGUGCAAAGCUGUUUUUCAUCAUCUUUCACAUUGUUGUGGUGAUUAUGAUUAUUAACAUCUUUGUAGCAUUCAUUUUGGAAGCGUUCUUUGUGGAGUAUUCUAUUGAGAAGAGUGAAGUUGAAACUGCCAUUGAGAAGAAAAUUCAAGAACUAGGUAUAGGGGUACAAGAGGAUGACCUUUUUGAUGGUAGGUUGAUAGACAACCUUGAAACCAGUGAAAAUGAUCUUGGAAGUGAAGAGGGAAUGGCAGUGAAGAAGAAACCUAAGGGGUUGAUGUUUAAAAUUGCCUCCAGAAGAUACAGGACUGUGGAUGCCUUACUCCAACGCAUGUUUGAAGCAGAGAUAGCUCCAGAAGAAGAAGGUCCUUCCCUUGAUGAGAUCUUAAAUCUGUCCCCAGACGAGACCUACGCAGGGAACCCAGCUUUUGACCGGGCUGUGUAA